AUGGGAAAUCUCAGUGGCAAGCAAUCGUUCAACGGCAAUACGGUAACUAUCAAUAUGAAACAAGCGCAAGCUAUGAAUACGGCUCUUGGUCCAAUCGCCAAUGGAAAAACACCAUGUCAAGUUGCGCAAUUGGCUCUAGCUGCUCCGGAUGAGAAAUCGCAUUCGAUAAUUCUCUUUCUCAUCAAAGCGAGUACCGAGGCACAGAUAAGUGAUGUCUGUGCUAAAGCCAAAAUCCCGGUGCAAGCCAAAAAUGAAGCGAUUGCUGCUUUCAAAAAUGGGAAUUAUGAUCGUGCGGCAACAAUACUCGUAGAAGCUGCUCGUCAAAAGCUACGCGAAAGUUCGAGUGAAUUGUCUGGAGCAUCCGGUGGUAGACGAAUGAUCAAAUCAGAACAUGGCACUUAUAUGAGGUAUACUUUCACAAAAUUCAAAAAGAAUCACAUAGUUUUUGCAGAGCUUACGAUCAGGAAUGGAAAGUUGAUUUGAUGCAUGGUGAGCCAAGAGAUUGGGAGCAUUGGUAUAUUGAGGAUUGGGUAGGCAAGGUUGGAAAAACCCCGCGGAAAAAAACCCUAUCGGUCUACUUUUGCAGGUCGUCUUCAAAGCAAUUCAUUGUCCUGGACGUUUCUUGCGUGCUUGUUCUAAUGGAAAUGUUGAUCUUGUCGGAUCGCAUCCGAAUGAUUGUCGAGAAACUUUUUGGAAGCCAUUCAAGAAUUCAGAUGAGACUUGGUCAUUCCUAAGUGUUCAUGGAACUUGGUUGAGGUAUCUGAUUGUAUCACUUUUUUUUUAAUUUAAAUUUUUAAGUGGCCUUGGUAACAAUGUGGUUUGUUGCAUGUGGGAAUGCAAAUCGUCGGAGAAGUUCACACUUCCAUGGUGGUAA
This is a messenger RNA of Caenorhabditis angaria, 874 nucleotides long. The record is from the annotation of a GenBank genome assembly. NCBI's taxonomy places the organism in Eukaryota, Metazoa, Nematoda, Chromadorea, Rhabditida, Rhabditidae.